Messenger RNA from Rangifer tarandus platyrhynchus (Svalbard reindeer), 438 nucleotides. Lineage: Eukaryota; Metazoa; Chordata; Mammalia; Artiodactyla; Cervidae. The record is from the annotation of a GenBank genome assembly.
AUGCACCAUCGCGGCACGCUGUGCACACGUAGAAUGAUGCUGUACUUUAAGGAAACGCCUCUACUGAAAUUAUGUGGAAUGGCGAGAAUCUCGCGCCGCUAUAUCGCUUGCGUGGGACCGCGAUUAGGACUGCGUAGCUACUGCAGUCGUGAACGCUCCACGGGUGCGGCUGUCGCGUAUGCGGGCAGAUACCGUCGAGUGGAACGACAGCUCAUAGGAUUCAACCGCCUUUUACGCGGAUACCGCACGCGCAGGUCUCACUGUGCAGGUGCCUCUGUCGCACGUCAAGCUGGCGCGCCUCCACACGCCGGCACGGCUACUCACGUGCCAUGGAACAACGACGGCACUCCAGAGAGUGAGUUUCUGUGGAUCUACCUGCACAAAUCCGAAGUUCGCUUCUUAGCGAAUGAGGGCACUUGCGCGGGCGGCGCGCACUGA